AUGGACUUUCUCACCAAGUGGUACGGUGACGGACAAGAAGACCAGCCAGCCAGGUCAGGCGCUCCAUCGGACUAUACCGACGGCAGCGACAAGGGGGACGACGAUUGCUACGACACGCUUUACGACAAGUUCCAAGACCUGCCGGGUUAUGUGGCCUACAACCCCAUACCGUUUCAGAUAGGCUCCCUUCUCCUGAUCGUGAUUGGCGUGAUUUUGCUGAAUCACUCGAUUAUCUGGUUCAAGCCCCAGCCUUUCCUUGAGAUGGCCCGAAGCGUCCUCUGCUUGACCCUGGCUGCGGCCUGGACCUCCCUAGUCGGGGGCCUUCCGCAGUUUCUCGAUGAACGAUAUCAGAUCAACCAAACCCUAAAUGGCACGAUCCCACUGACCAUCAUCCCCUCCUGGGACGUCUUCUUGAGCUUCAGCGACCGCACAAAAGUCAUCAGUGGGAGGCUGUCCUUUGACACCGACUAUGUCGAGGAGGCCAAGAAGUUCAAUGAGCACCCGGAGAACAUGGUGGACGUCUUGAACUUCGGGACAGGAUCUGCAGGCAUCAACAGCCUGAGUGGGAUCAAGCUCUGGAAUCCCCAGCUUGCGCAGACAGCCACCAGCGUAGGGAAGGUUUAUGUCGGGGAGUUCUCCCAGUCGCUGUAUCCAUACGACUUGUCAUGCUACCCCUUCGACCGGAAGACCGUUCACUUCCAGAUCGCCCUGCCAGGUCCAGCGCAGUACUUCUUCCGCCUUUCUCUGGGCUGUCUGGGCGAAAACAGCAUCACGCGCCGCGUGGACGCAGAUGGCGAAGUCCUGGAGUGCGCCUGGCCAGUGAACGGCUCCUUUGUGAGCUUCGACUGGGACUACUUCACCUGCACCUUGGAGGACAGUGCGACGAUUCACUGCCAGAUGACCGGGACCAGGCACUGGUCGGCACUCUUGAAGACCUACAUGUGGCCAUCGAUCAUCUACGGCCUCAUGGGUUUCAUGGCCUUCGGGAUGGGCGUCCGGCUCGCGAUGCCCCGCGUGGCCAUCACCAUGCUGGCCUUGCUGUCCCUGACGAACCUCCGGAACCAGGUCAUCGCCUUGCUUCCGGUCUCUGAUACGACGAGCUGGAUGGAGGAGUACUUCUUGAUUGCCAUCUCCUUUAUGUUGGUGAACCUCCUUGGCCACGCUGCUGCUUUUCACCUUGAUGCCAAGGGACGCCACCACACACAGAAGAUUGUGAACAAGUUCAGCUUGUGGGGCAUGCUCUCAGUCUUUGUGGCGGUGGUGCUGGCGCGGCUGCAUGUCCGCGAGUGCCCCCUCAUUGACCCGGUCAUCUCCUUGACCAUGACCUUGGUGGCAGCUGCGGUGGCCCUGUCCAUCAUCCUCUGCCUCGUUUGGUACCAUCGCGAAGCCUUCCGGGAGGCUGGCCGCAAGAUUACCGAGCAUGCCCUGACCAAAGGCCACGUGCACGACGACAAUGUCUGA
Messenger RNA from Symbiodinium natans, 1461 nucleotides. Lineage: Eukaryota; Dinophyceae; Suessiales; Symbiodiniaceae. The record is from the annotation of a GenBank genome assembly.